This is a messenger RNA of Penicillium bovifimosum, 1782 nucleotides long. RefSeq names its product putative general amidase GmdA (gene gmdA). Lineage: Eukaryota; Fungi; Ascomycota; Eurotiomycetes; Eurotiales; Aspergillaceae. The transcript is spliced from 4 exons. The record is from RefSeq and is a predicted model, not a curated record. Bases 1 to 1782 code for a protein of 593 amino acids.
AUGAGUCUUCCGAGCUGGCAAACACUCGGCCAAGCCAAAUGCCAGGCAAUUCUGAAUGCCAUCCCGGAAAAGUGGCGGUUGGAGCAUCCUCUGCCGCCUGACGAAGAGCUACGCGAUGUCACAGGAGACUAUAUCCGACAAUUCCUCACCCAGCGUGAGAUCGAGAUAACAGAGAAAGACGCUGUAGACAUCGUGGCCCAAACAUCCACCGGCCGCUGGUCAGCCCUCGAAGUAACAGAAGCCUUCUGUCACCGAGCCGCACUAGCCCACCAAUUCGUCAACUGUCUCCACGAAGUAUUCUUCGAAUCAGCAAUCGAAGCCGCCAAAGAACAAGAUGCAUAUUUCGCAACCCACAACACCCCAAAGGGUCCCCUCCACGGCCUCCCAAUAAGCCUCAAAGACCAAUUCCACAUCAAAGACGUCGAAACAACAAUGGGCUACGUCGGCUGGAUAAACACCUUUGAAGGCAAACCAAUCGACCCCAACACCACCAAAAAAGAAAGCGAACUCGUCCGCGAACUGCGCGCCCUCGGCGCAAUCCUCUACUGCAAAACCAGCGUCCCAGCUACCCUAAUGGCCGGCGAAACCGUCAACAACAUAAUCGGUUACACCUGGAACCCCAAGAACCGUCUCCUCUCCAGCGGCGGCAGCUCCGGCGGCGAGGGCGCUCUGAUCGCUCUGCGCGGGUCGCCUGCUGGCUUCGGGACUGAUAUCGGAGGCAGUGUGCGCAUCCCGGCUGGGUUCAAUGGGAUCUAUGGGCUUCGGCCUUCGGCGGGGAGAAUUCCGUACCAGGGUGCUGCGAAUUCGCUGGAUGGUCAGGGGUGUAUUUUGUCUGUUGUUGGGCCUAUGGCAGCAACUGCGAGGUCUUUGACUUUGUUGGUUAAAGCGGUUUUGGGAAUGCAGCCUUGGACGCGUGAUCCUCUUGCGUUGGAGUUGCCGUGGCGGGAGGAGGUUGUGGAACAGACUAGGGGGUUGAUUGAGAGGGCUAGGAGCGGGUCGUCUGACUCUGUGCUUGCCUUUGGUCUCAUGAAGUAUGAUGGGAUUGAUAGGGUCCAUCCACCUAUUGCGCGGGGAAUGAGAAUUGUCGAGCAGACGCUCCAGCGAUUAGGGCAUAAGAUUAUUGAGUGGAAGCCCCCUUCUCACCGGACUGCUGUUGAGAUAUUCGCGAAGGUAUUCGACAUGGACGGCGGAGCAGAUGCCAAGCAUCAUUUCGGUCUCUCUGGCGAACCGCGGCCUGAACAGAUAAUCGGUUCUCAGAGCGGAAUUCAAAUGACAGCAUCUGAGAUCGCGGCGUUGAACGUCGCGAAGCGCGAGUAUCAGAAACAGUACCUGGAUUACUGGCAGAGUACGGCCGAGUUGACGGGCACGGGACGACCCGUUGAUGGACUGUUUUGUCCGUUGGCGGCUCAUGCGGCCGUUUUUCCGUAUGAGUACAAGUCUGUUGCUUAUACUGCGUUUGUGAAUGUGUUGGACUAUACCAGUCUGGCGAUUCCGGUUACCUUUGCGGAUCAGAACGUUGAUGUUGAUCCGGCUGAUAGUUCUGACCGUAGGCACUUGGAUUAUUAUGCUGAGAUUUAUGAUGGGGCUCCGGUUGGUGUGCAGCUGGUGGGUAGGAGGCUGCAGGAGGAGAAGAUGUUGACGCUUGCUGAAUAUCUCGGUGAUGAGAUUGCUCGGGAUGUGAAAGAGGGCCCUAGAGAGCUCGGCUUCUGUGUCUAUUGCUAUGGUUAUCACGUUACUGUGGAAGGAGAUGCUCGAGCUAAGUGCCGCGCCUAUAAAACCUGA